GAGAGAACCCUCGGGCCGGAGUGAGGGUAGCCGCAGCGUGCCGGCCCAGUCAGUAGUGUGCCAGCCACCACCACCCUCGUGCCCAGGACGAGUCUCGCUCCCGCACCGGUCUCUGCUUCCUCUCUCGGAGCUUCGGCGCAUUGACACUGACGCCGCGCUGCCCGUCCGCACUUCACCAUGUGGGGGAUCGUUUUCUUGAUGUUUGCGUGGGGGUUAGCGGAUGCCAUGGCUCAAUCCAGCGUGAUGGGGAGGCUGUCCUGGUGCUCUACAUUGUGCAUGUGUGAAAAAGAUACGAACACUGAGGUGCAGUGUUUCGAAGAGGACGACAUAUUCCAGCUGAUGGAGAUCUCUGCCCGGUCAGUCGCUAGACUUAAAAAUAAAAACUGGAGUGUUGAGACCCACCUGCAGUGGUGCGAUGAAAUGUGUCUCUGUAACAUCGAAACGGGAAAAGAAUUCCGUUGUACCGAGCCACAUAAAAUAACUCAGUUAAUCGUGAACAGGAUUGGAAUUGAAUAUUUCAUCAUGCCUGAAGAGGACAGUGAAAUCAAGCAGGAGGAAGAACGCUCGGUGGAUGAAGAGGAGGAGCCCUCGCUGGACCAGGAGACGGAGCACAAGAAGAGGUCUGAACGCAAGAAGAACAAGAAGACUCGGAAGCAAAAGAAGAAUCAGAAGAAGCACAGGAACCAGUCCGAGGACUCACACGAAUCAGAACCAGAGCCUGAGCCUCAGCCAGAGCCUGAACCAGAGGUUUACAUCCCUACCACUUCCCUCACACCCACGCCGCCUAUGGAGACGCCCACGCCCACCUCUUUCUCCUACCACCAUGAAGAGGACGUAGAAGAAAUUGAUGUACAUGAGCACCACGAGCCGCUGCCCAGACACGAGGCCGUGGCAGCGAGCCCCGCCGUGACGGCCAUGCAAACUCCCAGCCGCAAACUCCAGCCUUACAGCACAGCAGAAUCGUAUACGCCGCGAGAGUUGGAAGGGCUCUCUCCGCGCGUGCAGCCGGUGGUGGAAGUACCUAAGGAAAAGAAGACGAUGGCGUCCAUGGUGUCGCAAGACCUGGAUGACCUGGGCACCACCGUCAGGAAUAUCAAGAACGACGUGAUGCUCAACCAACGCAUCUUGCUCGUCACCGUCGCCAUCGCAGGAAUCGCCAUGCUUGGAGUGUUGAUCCUGGCGAUAAUGAGCUGCACCAGUCGACGCCAGCAGGCCGCGAACAACGCCAAGAAGAACUCCAACAAGGACGGCAACCACAGCCCCAAGAUCAACCUGGAGGAGGCGUGGUGACUAAAUGAGGCUGCGCUGCCCCCCGUUGGCCAGUGGGAGACGCGGGACUCCAAGGGAGAAGUGAUCUCCACCCAAUGGGAGUUGAACACCACCGCUGAUGACGACGAGUGCAUCAAGCCCCUGCGGGACACCACUUGGGAGGAAUCCACAGCCUUCCGGGAGAUGUCACUGGCGCACGGCAAGUUCAAGGUGUGCCGGGUGUGACGUCUCCCGCAGCAGACUGUUUGUAGUGAGGCGCGAAGGACCUGCCAUCCAUCCAUCCAUCCAUCCGCUGCGCCGGGACACGAGUGGGCAUGCGCAAGCCGACUGACUGACCUGACCACAACUGACGUGAUCACAGUAUUACAAGGAAUGAAGUGGAUGAAGUGCCUGUGUAGGAACCCCGACAAGCCAUGACCGUACUAUAUGGAAAAAAAUACUAAAAAAAAAAAAGAUAUACAUUACGUAAGAACUAAUCGGAUCUAGAAUUCGAGUUACUGACUGACUGACUAAGUGACUGACAGGCUGACUGAUUAAAGCUCUUCAUUCCUACCGAAUUCGACGACAGCAGGAUGUAUUCAUUCUUCACACCCAACCCCUUCUCAUCUCUCUUCCUCCCUCCUCUCAUGUGUCACACUCACUCCGUCAACAUCACUCCCCUUUUCAUCCUCCUCCUCCUCCUCCUCCUCCUCCUCCUCCUCCCUUUAAACAAGCUUAUCUGAAACACUGGAAGAAGUUUUAGUAUAACGGGAAGGUCACACAGCCAACUUUCAAUCCUGCUCCUCCACCUUCCCCUUACAGAAACACAAAACUCAUUCAAAAAUAAGAUAAAAUGAAAAUAAAAAUUAAGAAUAUAGAGAUAUGAACCACUCCCCGAUCCCACCGUGGCGAUGCUUCGAAACACUAUGAAAAAAUUUACGAAACACUAUGACUGUGCCUCUUGCCAUGAUCUCAGUGCUUCAUAAGUCCCUGGUUCACAAAUUUAUGAAGCACGGGCAGAUCUUCAUUUUCUCUCUCUCUCUCUCUCUCUCUCUGCUGCUUUUACUUCUUUUUCCCUUCAAGACUGAACAGGGAGGGAAAAAAAACACGUGCCUUAUGGAGAUUUGUGGUUCAGUCUUGAUAUGGAGAAAUUUUCCUCUCUCCCUCCCUCCCUACCUACGUGCUCUUUAUACUUACCCUUCCUCCCCUCCCUUCCUCCCUCCCUCCCUCACUCACUUCCAAAACAGUUCCCAUUACUGCAUGAGACAAUGAGAUAUUUUCUUUAUUGUUAUUGGAAAGAUACUUAAUAUAGGAAAGUCUUACUCAGAGGCAGAAAAUAAUAACAAUAAUAUGGCACUGAAGUACAACCCUAUAUAUUAUUAUUUUUUUUUUUUUUAGGAGUACAUUAUAAACAGUAACUUUUUUUAUACUCAGAGAAUCCGUUGAUUGUCUCUACAACUCAUGGGUUUUCUAAGCAUUAUUAUUAUUCUACAGCUCCUAAAUUACUCUUAAAUUAGAAGUAGUCUUUAAAUUAUGUGCAUAGAAGAGACAUUUAUAUUUAUUUCUCAUAAGGUUGACGUUAUAGAACUUUAAAUGUAUUAAUAACGUGGACCGUGUCAAUAAGAAGGAAAAAAUUGAACAAAUACGAAUAUAAUGACGUUACGAUUACAAUAAAAUCUCAAUUUAGUUUUUUUUUUUUUUUUUUGUGGGUUAUGGUGAAGAAAUACCUUUUUUCACUAUUCACCGCCUAACUGUGAAUAAAUCCCACCUUUAUUAUUUUUUAUUCACCGACUUAUUAUGUACUAUAUAGUUUUACAUGUCGUACCCUUUCUUUUUAUAUAUAUAACUUCAUGUGUUUGUUACCGCACACAACGUACGCCUCUGUGACUUGCUAGUAACUCCCGUGCUGCCCUGGAACCAUUUUCACCAAGCCCUGUUAACAUUUCCACACCAGCAGGACUUCGUGAAAAUGCGCCCACCUGGACACCGCUGCGCCUUUGUCGGCAACGCUCACACACGACAGAGAUGUAAAUACUGUGCAACUCAAAAAGGAAUCAUGUUUAUAGGAGUUAUGUUUUGUAUGUCCAAGCAUUACUACGAUUAUUAUUAUGAAGAAAAAUAUUAUAAUCUCUCUCUCUCUCUCUCUCUCUCUCUCUCUCUCUCUCUCUCUCUCUCUCUCUCUCUCUCUCUCUCUCUCUCUCUCUCUCUCUCUCUCUCU
Molecule: messenger RNA, 3466 nt
Organism: Scylla paramamosain (green mud crab)
Lineage: Eukaryota; Metazoa; Arthropoda; Malacostraca; Decapoda; Portunidae
Exons: 2
Coding region: 178-1290 (370 amino acids)
Source: RefSeq, a predicted model, not a curated record